AUGAAACUCACCAACUCAAUCACCAUCACCACCCUGGCACUCGCUUCCACAGCAUCCGCCGACGUCAAAGGCUUCGACGUGUCCAACAACCAAGAGUCCGUAGACUUCAACAAAGCCUACGCCGACGGCGCUCGUUUUGUCAUCAUCAAGGCCACACAAGGCACCGACUUCAUCGACCCCAAGUUCAACAAGUACUACACCGAUGCCACCAACGCGAAGCUCAUCCGCGGUCCCUACCACUUCGCCGAGCCCGGUAACGGCAAAGGCGCCGACCAGGCCAACUACUUUCUCCAGCACGGGGGCAAGUGGUCCAACGACGGCAUCACCCUCCCAGGGAUGAUUGACCUGGAGGCUCUCAAGAAUCACCCAACUUGCUUUGGUCUAUCCCCAGCAGACAUGACGGCGUGGAUUACCGACUUUGCAGAGACGUACCACACGGCUACGAGCCGAUAUCCCAUGAUUUAUACAAACCGUGGGUGGUGGCAGUCCUGUACGGGUGACAGUAAUGCUUUGAAGGAUAAGUGUCCGCUUGUGUUGGCGAGUUGGGGUUCUGAGCCGGGUGCUAUUCCGGGUGGUUGGGGCCAGCUUACGAUUUGGCAGUAUAGUAAUUCUAGUGCUUGGGGUGGUGAUGCUGAUUCAUUUAAUGGGGAUGAGACGCAGCUUAAGAAACUUGCUACUGGGUGA
This is a messenger RNA of Pochonia chlamydosporia 170, 684 nucleotides long. RefSeq names its product glycoside hydrolase, family 25, active site protein. The record is from RefSeq and is a predicted model, not a curated record. The transcript is spliced from 2 exons. Gene Ontology annotation, molecular function: lysozyme activity. Lineage: Eukaryota; Fungi; Ascomycota; Sordariomycetes; Hypocreales; Clavicipitaceae. Bases 1 to 684 code for a protein of 227 amino acids. Gene Ontology annotation, biological process: carbohydrate catabolic process; cell wall macromolecule catabolic process; peptidoglycan catabolic process.